AUGUCAAUCAAUCCGUAUGCUCGAGUAGCCCGGGCCAGCCCGGCGCACCCCACCCUACAUCACAAGCGGCGCAAAUGCAAAUGCUGCUACAGCUACAGCCUUGCUGCUGCUGCUACAGCUACAGCUACAGCUUUGCUGCAGAAUUUGCUGAGGCUCGUCCCGGAUCUGACUGACGACCUGCGAUCUGAGCCUCCUCGUCGUCUGUCAGCCCCGUACUACUGGAUCUCUUGCGGCACUUUUUUCCCCAACUGCUGGUGGACAAGUCUGCUCACUUUUCUCGGCCCCCUUGCUUUCUUCCUUUGCUUUUUGUUCCAGAUUCAUGUUUCUUGUAAAAAUAGGUCGAUCGGGUGGGGAUCUGUGUCCCUGCUGCUGCAACUGUACUGCUCGCAGUGA
This is a messenger RNA of Marchantia polymorpha subsp. ruderalis, 393 nucleotides long. Lineage: Eukaryota; Viridiplantae; Streptophyta; Marchantiopsida; Marchantiales; Marchantiaceae. The record is from the annotation of a GenBank genome assembly.